AUGGUGCGACUUGAAGAGCUUAACGACGAUGUCAACGAGAACAACGUAAAAAAGACUUCGGGUUCACAGCCGGAGGACGGUGAUCUGGAAGAUUUGUAUGAUCGUGCAGUAGCUCGGGGAGGCUUUUCGGAUAAGUCCUUUGACGAAGCAUUGUCAGAUCUCAGCAAAACACCUCUUUUCAUGACAAGUCUAGACGACGCUGGAAACGAAGACAACGUGGUACUAGAGGCGCUCAAAGCGUUUCAAUAUGAAGGCACAAGGUCAGAAGCCGCUCAGAAUUUCAAAGAGCAAGGCAACGAAUGCGUGCAAGAAAGGAAGUGGUCCGAUGCAAAAGAGUUCUAUACCAAAGGUAUUGCGGUGCUAACCAACAAAGUCGACGAGGUGAAAUGGGACAAGCCAGAGGAUCCAGUCGAGGAGGACAAAAGGAGCACACUGCUACUGGAGCAGCUUCAUAGCAAUCGAGCUCGGUGCAAUCUCGAGCUGAAGAACUAUCGCUCGACCACUCUCGACUGCAGCUCGGUACUGAAAAUCAACCCUCAUAAUGUCAAGGCUCAUUAUCGCUCUGCUUCAGCACUAUUUGCGCUGGAUAAGGUGUACGAAGCACUUGACGUAUGUUACAGAGGUCUCAAGCUUGACCAGGAUAAUCAAGUCAUGAAAGUAUUGCUGGAGAAGAUUCAGAAGCGAUCCAGAGUCAAAGAAGAGCAAGAUCGCAAGCGCAAGGACGAGCUGGAUCGUAAGCGACGAGAAAAAUUGACCUUGGUGGCAGCUAUUAGAGCGCGAAACAUUACAGUCCGCUUCUCGCGCAAAGGCGCACCAGAGAUGGCUGAUGCAGAGCUUAGACUCGUGCCAGACCCGUUGUCACCUGAGAGCACUCUUGAGUUCCCAACCAUGUUCCUUUACCCAACACAUAACCAGUCAGAUUUUAUCAAAGCAUUUUCAGAGAAAGACGCCAUUUACCAGCAUCUGAGCUAUAUGCUGCCUUUGCCCUGGGACGCAAAAGGCGAGUACAAGGUCAGCACAGUCGAGUGUUACAUGGAUACGAUUUCUGGUGGAAUGGUAAAGCUUGGCAAGAAGGUGUCACUCCUCGAAAUCUUAUCGAACGACAAGGUGGAAGUGCUUGAUGGAAUGGUGAGAAUAUAUGUUGUUCCUCCUGGUGGUCAAUGGCUUCAAGAGGUCAAAAGGAAGAGAAACAAGUAG
Molecule: messenger RNA, 1197 nt
Organism: Lithohypha guttulata
Lineage: Eukaryota; Fungi; Ascomycota; Eurotiomycetes; Chaetothyriales; Trichomeriaceae
Gene: CNS1
Product: HSP70/90 co-chaperone
Exons: 3
Coding region: 1-1197 (398 amino acids)
Biological process (GO): protein folding
Cellular component (GO): cytosol; nucleus
Molecular function (GO): Hsp90 protein binding; Hsp70 protein binding
Source: RefSeq, a predicted model, not a curated record